Molecule: messenger RNA, 498 nt
Organism: Penicillium canariense
Lineage: Eukaryota; Fungi; Ascomycota; Eurotiomycetes; Eurotiales; Aspergillaceae
Exons: 7
Coding region: 1-498 (165 amino acids)
Source: RefSeq, a predicted model, not a curated record
AUGCCCGUGAGAGCCUUUCGAGAGCCCGAACCAAACGGUCGGGACCGCGACACUUGGUCAUCGCUGGACCCGGCAUUCUGGCACACUAACGGCUGUCGUGAAGCUGGAGGGUCUUCCAAUUUUCUCACACCUUCCAACCCUUCCCGUGAAGAUUUGAGGGCGGCCGACGAGCAUUCUCUCGCUCAUCCACCUACGUGGGCUGGCCGGAUUCGUUGCGGCAUGCAUCACGGCAUGCAACAUGGCUCGGAUGCCAUCGAGCCCGAUUUCUCGGAUGCUGAUUCAGGUUUCCCGGGGUCUUACACCAACAGUAUCACAUCAAGUGCCCUAAACUAUCAAACGGUCGCAGAUAUCAUUCCUACCAUGAAGGCGAAUACGUCCUGCCUAACGAUGAACAAGAACAAGAUCGUCUUGAUCUGGUUAGUGCUUACCACACCUCAUCGAUCUGAUCUUAUCAGGAUUGACCGGAGUCCCGAGGACAGAGCCAUCACAUUUAUUUAA